Lodderomyces margitis is the source of this 693-nucleotide messenger RNA. RefSeq names its product ribulose-phosphate 3-epimerase. The transcript has a single exon. Gene Ontology annotation, cellular component: cytosol. Bases 1 to 693 code for a protein of 230 amino acids. Gene Ontology annotation, molecular function: metal ion binding; D-ribulose-phosphate 3-epimerase activity. Gene Ontology annotation, biological process: pentose-phosphate shunt; pentose-phosphate shunt, non-oxidative branch; carbohydrate metabolic process. NCBI's taxonomy places the organism in Eukaryota, Fungi, Ascomycota, Pichiomycetes, Serinales, Debaryomycetaceae. The record is from RefSeq and is a predicted model, not a curated record.
AUGGUCAAGUCCAUCAUUUCGCCAUCAAUUCUUGCAUCUGACUUUGCCAAUUUAGGCUGCAAUUGUAAAAAGGUUGUUGACACGGGGGAUGUCGACUGGUUACAUUUAGAUGUCAUGGAUGGACAUUUCGUGCCAAACAUUUCAUUUGGCGCUCCAGUAAUUGAAAGUUUGAGAAAACAAUUUCCAAGAGAUGAAGCUAAACCAAUUGUGUUUGAUUGCCACAUGAUGGUUUCAGACCCAGAACAGUGGAUUGAAGAUAUAGCUAAAGCCGGAGGUGACUCCUAUACCUUCCACUAUGAGGCCACUAAAGAUCCAGCAGCAGUUAUCGCAAAGAUCAAGAAACAUGGCUUGAAAGCAGCAAUGGGUAUCAAGCCAAAAACUCCUAUUGAGGCUGUUUACCCAUAUGCAAAAGAUUUGGAUAUGGUAUUAGUCAUGACUGUUGAACCAGGAUUUGGAGGACAAAAGUUUAUGCAAGACAUGAUGCCCAAGGUAGAAACCUUGAGGAAAAAGUACCCUCAUUUGGACAUUGAAGUUGAUGGUGGUUUGGGCAAGGAGACCGUCAAGCCUGCUGCAUGUGCUGGAGCCAAUGUUAUUGUUGCUGGAACUUCCGUUUUCAAAGCUGACAAUCCAAAAGAGGUAACUCAGUUUUUGAAAAAUACCGUAGACGAAAGUAUUUUAGCUAGAGAAAAGUAA